Otolemur garnettii (small-eared galago) is the source of this 1398-nucleotide messenger RNA. It is a transcript of the gene RP2, whose product is annotated as RP2, ARL3 GTPase activating protein. NCBI's taxonomy places the organism in Eukaryota, Metazoa, Chordata, Mammalia, Primates, Galagidae. The transcript is spliced from 5 exons. Gene Ontology annotation, cellular component: cilium; periciliary membrane compartment. The coding region runs from base 213 to 1259 and encodes 348 amino acids. The record is from RefSeq and is a predicted model, not a curated record. Gene Ontology annotation, molecular function: GTPase activator activity. Gene Ontology annotation, biological process: post-Golgi vesicle-mediated transport.
GAGCGGUCAUUGGCUAGGGUGGGUUGUCAGGGCGACUGAAGGGAAAGGAGAAGGGGUGCUGGGCCUGGCGGGCUAACUCAGGCUGCGGGCGGCCGGGUGGUUCCACCGGGCGGUGCCGAGAGAUCUGCGGGGACGGGGUGCCCAGGGUUCACCCACACUCCAGGAGGUGCCUGAGCUAGUGGGCCGGUCAGUAAGACCCACGGGCCGGGACCAUGGGCUGCUUCUUCUCCAAGAAGCGGAAGGCUCAGAAGGACUCGCGGGCAGAGAACAACGAGGAGCAGCCCAAACAGUACAGCUGGGACCAGCGCGAGAAGAUUGAUCUAAAAGACUACAUGUUCAGUGGACUGAAGGAUGAAACAGUAGGUCGCUUGCCUGGGAAAGUUGCCGGACAACAGUUUCUCAUUCAAGACUGUGAGAACUGUAACAUCUAUAUUUUUGAUCACUCGGCUACAAUUACCAUUGAUGACUGUACUAACUGCAUACUUUUUCUGGGACCUGUGAGAGGCAGUGUGUUUUUCCGGAAUUGCAGAGAUUGUAAGUGCACCUUAGCCUGCCAACAGUUUCGUGUGCGGGAUUGUAGAAAGCUGGAAGUCUUUUUGUGCUGUGCUACUCAACCCAUUAUUGAGUCUUCCACAAAUAUCAAGUUUGGCUGUUUUCAGUGGUACUACCCUGAAUUAGCUUUUCAGUUCAAGGAUGCGGGGCUAAGUAUCUUCAAUAAUUCAUGGAGUAACGUUCAUGACUUUACACCGGUGUCAGGAGAGCUCAACUGGAGCCUUCUUCCAGAAGAUGCAGUGGUUCAGGACUAUGUUCCUGUUCCUGAAGAGUUCAAAGCUGUCCGUGUUUCCACAGAAGCCAAUAGAAGCAUUGUUCCAAUAUCCCGUGGUCAGAGACAGAAGAGCAGUGAUGAAUCAUGCUUGGUGGUAUUAUUUGCUGGUGAUUAUACUAUUGCAAAUGCCAGGAAACUAAUUGAUGAGAUGGUUGGUAAAGGCUUUUUUCUAGUUCAGACAAAGGAAGUAUCCAUGAAACCUGAGGAUGCUCAAAGAGUUUUUCGGGAAAAAGCACCUGACUUUCUUCCUCUUCUGAACAAAGGUCGUGUUAUUGCCUUGGAGUUUAAUGGCGAUGGUGCUGUAGAAGGUUGUCAACUUAUUGUAAAUGAGACAUUCAAUGGGACUAAGAUGUUUAUAUCAGAAAGCAAGGAGACAGCAUCUACAGAUGUAGACAACUUCUACAACUUUGCUGAUAUACGGAUGGGAAUGUGAAGUACAGUAUGGAACCAAGGACUUGGUAUUAGCCCCUUCUUAAAAUGUGGACAUAAAAUUUGACAAAAUACUUUUGUAUAUUGGCAGUGAUUUUUAUAAAUGUUAAAUUGGUAAAAGUUUGUUUUCAAAAAAAUCAUUG